AUGUCAAGACAAUUGAUCACGGAUAACACUUCUCCAACAGAGUCGGAACGACUGACGACGAAUUUUCGUUUUACGAACGAGCAACAAGAGAAUGCAACCCCAAGCGUAAUUACCAUUGAUGACAAGAGAAUGAUUAUAGGUGAUGAUGAUCAUUAUUCUGCAAAACAUUCUCAAAACAAUAUUGAUUUAGAGGCUCAACAGGAGAGAGAAAUUAACAAACUGAAAAACGGAUCAUCGUUCUAUCCGACAAAUGUAGAUUGGAGUGUUAUUGGCAAUUUUUCGGGCAUUGAAUCCAAUGUUCAGAAACUAUUGAGAGGCGUUUACAUGCUACUGGCUGCCUCUGUGCUGUGUGCAACCUUCGGGUGCGCAGUUUCUAUUUAUUAUAAUUUGCAACCUUCUAUUUUGUACAACCUUGUUUCUUUUGGAUUAGUAAUUUAUGUAACUUUAACAAGCUCGAUGCCUGGGUUGUUGGCACUUGGCUUGAGUUUUGGAUUUCAAUUUGGACCGCUCAUAAGGCUCAUCAUUACUGAAAUUGAUCCCUAUAUUCCUCUCUAUGCCUUAGUUGGAACAACUUUGAUUUUAAGUUGCUUCUCUGUAGCUGCUCACUUCUCCAAACGUAGAAGCAUGCUAUUUAUUGGAGCAACCCUUUCGAGCUUCCUUUCGUUGAAAGAUGUCAUGCUGGUGAUGAAGAUAUUGUUCGAAUGGCGCUUCAGCUCUUUAUGGAUUUCAUCGCUAUUUUCUUGA
This is a messenger RNA of Naegleria lovaniensis, 744 nucleotides long. RefSeq lists its product as uncharacterized. Lineage: Eukaryota; Heterolobosea; Eutetramitea; Acrasida; Naegleriidae. The coding region runs from base 1 to 744 and encodes 247 amino acids. Gene Ontology annotation, cellular component: membrane. The record is from RefSeq and is a predicted model, not a curated record. The transcript has a single exon.